Messenger RNA from Klebsormidium nitens, 2087 nucleotides. Lineage: Eukaryota; Viridiplantae; Streptophyta; Klebsormidiophyceae; Klebsormidiales; Klebsormidiaceae. The record is from the annotation of a GenBank genome assembly.
GCUUGUGUAACAGGUACGCCAGGCCCAGGCAUGUGAAAGGGCCAUCAGACUGGGUGCAUAAAGGAUUUGGCCCACAAAGGGGCCUAGACAUUGAAGCAUGGUCGCUGUCAGUCGCUCUGGCCAGUACUGGGUUAAAACGCUUAUCGCUUCAAUAAUUAGCAAGAGCACGUUGCAAGGGGUCCGUAGAUCCUAGAGCCCUUAAGUUCCUUGUACUCACGAGGGAUCCCAAUGACAUGGACAUGGACAAAAACGAUCAUCCCCAUCUUUAAGGCAACCUGUGAAUCACGGAAUCCUCUACUUUGGUGUGCAAGCGCUGUCAAAGCAGACUGACUAUGAAACACCAAUCUUGACUGGGUGUUUCUGAUGAGCACCAUAGGAAUGACAGCUUGAUCGUGAUACUGUGGCAAAUAGUGCACGCCUGGUCGCAGGGGUUUCACCCCUGCUGCCCAGCUCAUGCUGGAUUCUUCCUCAGAGGUUGUUGCUCGCAGCCCGACCUGGGUGCAUCUGCGGAAGGUUGGAGCAGCGGGCCGCCACCCCUCAGAUCUCUUCUCAGGUGGUGACGAGAAGGAGGAAGAGGCACCUGGCGUGGAGGCUGCCGGCGUGGCUGCGGGGGCGCCUGGCAGUGGGGCCAUGGCCAGCCUGAGCGGCAAGGGGGAGGCGGGGGUGGCGGCCACGCGCGCCGCCCGGUGGCAGUGGGCCGUCCUCGCGGCGGUGGCGCUCCUCAUGCUCAAGACUAUCCAUGACUCCACUGCCCUUCUGGAGCCAGCCACGCGCAACACCUUCCUCUUUGAGGUCUUCCUCUACUACAACCCGCUCGUCACCGUCGCGUACAUGGUGGCACUGUGGGGGGUCAACUUGUGGGCGUUUGCGCACUCGCGCGUCAGCUACCCCAAAGUCUUCAACAUCGAUCCCGCCAGCCACCUCACACAGCAUGAUCUGUGGAAGAUUGCGGCCUGGCUGGGCGUGGCGGUGCUGUCCAGCGCCGCUGCCUUUUUGUACUGCUUCACGCACGGCGCCCCGCGUGCGGCUGCGGCCCAGCCCAUGCUGCUGUAUGCGGCGCUGCCGCUGGUCCUGGCGCUGCCGUUCGACGUGCUGUACGCGCCGUCGCGCUUCUUCUUCCUCACCACGCUCGGCCGCAUGCUGCUGCCGCUGCAGCCCAUCAGCUUCCCCGACUUCUUUGUGGCCGACGUCCUCACGUCCAUGUCCAAGGUCCUCUCCGACCUCGAGCGCGCCACCUGCCGCAUGCUCAACGGCCAGGUGGCGAGCCUGCUGUGGCUGGGCCCAGACGACGUGUGCGGGGGCCACGCAAUGGCCAUCCCCUGCGUGCUCGCGCUGCCUUACGCCUGCCGCUUCUUCCAAUGCUGCCGCCAGUACAGCGACACCAGGGAGAAGAAUUGCCUCUUGAACGCGCUCAAGUACGCGACGGCGUUCCCGGUGAUCCUGUUCUCGGGCAUCAAGUACCGCGUGCCGCUGGAGGAGUGGCGCGGCUUCUGGAAGCCGCUGUGGAUUGUGGCGGCCGUGGUCAACAGCAGCUACAGCUUCUACUGGGACAUCGCGCGCGACUGGGACCUCACCGCCUUUUCGCCCGCCGCCUGCCACGGCCGCCACCCGCUGCUGCGGGCCAACCUGUACUACCCGCAUAAAUGGGUGUACUACUGGGCCAUGGUGACCGACGGCGUGCUGCGCGCCAGCUGGACGUACAAGCUGAGCGCGCACCUGCGGCACAACCACCUCACCGUCUUCUUCUUCUCGGCCCUAGAGAUCACCCGACGGUUCCAAUGGAUUUUCUUCCGGGUAGAAACGGAGUGGUGCCGCAUGCUGCUCAAGGCGGAGCAGCGGGACAGCGCACUGAACCUGCAAGCCCUGGCAGGCGGGGGCCGGGACGAGGAAGCAGAGCAACUGCUGCCACGAGAACAGAGCAAAGACAGAGUCUGACAGGUGCAUUCUUUACUGAUAGAUUGAAGCGCUACACCGUUGGGUAUGUAGGAUGGAACGAGACCAAUUGCCUCUCCUCAUUGUGGAUUAACAGAGGCCCAAAACCGAAGACCAUGCCGGACGGAGGUUUGAGAGGAAUAAUUACACAUAAC